AUGGCACUAGGAGAAUCAAAUACAAACCUGGACGGGCUCCGGGUGCCCGAGCACCUCGGGAAACGUGACUACACAGAUUACGACCAGAAUAAUGCGUACUUGUACGACGAAUCACGGGACGACGAGGACUCGCCCGAUCCGCGGAGACCUGGCCGGAAGAAGGAUCCCAACGAGCCCGAGACCAAACGGAGAGCCCAGAAUCGCGCAGCCCAGAGAGCGUUCCGGGAAAGAAAAGAGAGGCACCUCAAGGACUUGGAAACCCGGGUCCAUGAACUAGAGCAGUCGGCACGGUCGUGGCAAAACUCAAACCUUAUGCUGCGAACCAAGCUUUCAGCUCUGGAGGACGAGCUUGAGCAUUACCGUGCUGGACAUGUUCCCUCUGGUGGCUUUGACAAGAGUGUGCCCCCGGUCAUCGCGCAGUCUAACGUCUGGCCGGCGGCCUCUUUGGACCUUGACCCCCUGGGCGAUUUACAGGGACCUGCGUCAGUGUUACCGGCGCGAAAUCCAAGUAUUACUGGCCUCCAUGGCCCGGCAACUGUUUUACCGUCAGUUGGAACCAACAGAGAUUUUGAGACGCAGUUCUGGAACAACCAAAUGAAUGUGCCCCCUUCCUUGAACGGGCUCAACGCUUCGUCCACACUGUCGUCUACUUCGACCCCGCGCUCUAUGCCUUCUGAAUUCGGUGGAAGUAUCGCACCGUCGCUUGAUCCUUUGAUGAUGGGACAAGCGCCACCGCUGGUUGAUCUCACUACCAGCAGCGCCAGCUCUGCCAGCAGCGACCAGUCGCUGUGGGAAGGUAGUAAGUUCUGCGAACAACUUCAAAAGGCAGCAUGCCCGCUACCCAAAUUGCCUCUGGCUUCUGCCACCCCACAGAUCGUGCCUUUGACCAACGACUGGGAGCGCCAGAACCCGCUGGAGCUUAGUUUUGGAUACCGAGAGCCCACACCACAAGAAGGAGUGCCGUCCAACUUUGUGGACCUUCUUGGUAAUGAUUACGGGUUCUUUGAUCCGCUAGACGACCCAUUGAAACCGAUCGAGGACCCCCUUAAACCCCUUGACGAUCCUCUCCAACCGCUCGGCUCUCUUCAGACCGCACAUGACAGCAAGCACCCGCUGUCGGUUCCUAGUGACUUUGGAUCCCCUCCCAUGUUCCGAGAACCGGCUAUAUACCCGCUUGGCCUAACGCCCUCAAGCACCGGCGGCCCCCUCGAGUUCACCAAGGAGGAGACCCUGUCGCCUGCUGAAAACCCAGCUUUCCACACGCCUAGAGAUGGCGGAGAUGAAGUUCCUGCAAAGAGUAAAAAGUAUAUGACCUGCCAAGCAGUCUGGGAUCGCAUAUGCUCCCAUCCGAAUUUCGAGGGUAUCAAUUUGGACGAGCUGUGUUCUGAAUUCCAGGCCAAGGCUCGCUGCUCGGAUUCUGGUGUUGUUUUGACCGAGGAGGACGUCGACUCUGUUCUCAAGAGCGUGCCUCGACGACAAACCUCGGCAUAG
Messenger RNA from Wickerhamiella sorbophila, 1491 nucleotides. RefSeq names its product AP-1-like transcription factor. The record is from RefSeq and is a predicted model, not a curated record. The transcript has a single exon. Gene Ontology annotation, cellular component: RNA polymerase II transcription regulator complex. Gene Ontology annotation, molecular function: transcription cis-regulatory region binding; DNA-binding transcription activator activity, RNA polymerase II-specific. The coding region runs from base 1 to 1491 and encodes 496 amino acids. NCBI's taxonomy places the organism in Eukaryota, Fungi, Ascomycota, Dipodascomycetes, Dipodascales, Trichomonascaceae.